UUCAUAACCUCUUGUUGUUACUUGUUAAGAAAAAAAAUCGAGAGAAAGAGAAAGAGAGAGAGAGAACGGAGAUCUCAUCAAUGGCUUCUUCGAUUACCUCCUUGAAUCGCAUCAAUGGUGGCAUGAGCUCAUGCUGCUGUUCCUCUUCUUCUUCUUCAUCAUCCCUUCCUCUCCUUCUCCUUCCACGCUACCCACCUUCCAAGCUUUCUCUCCUUACGAGCAAUAGACGUUUCCAUUCCUCUACCAUUCGUCUUGGCCGCCAUCACCUCUCACCUCCACGGGCAGCAUCGUCUUCGCCUUCCUCCUCCUCCUCCGUCAAUGGAUUUCCCUUCCAAGAUAACCUUGGGAAAAAUGGAGACUUGCGCGGGGGAAGGCUUGAGAGGGUGCAGGCUGGGAUUAAGUUGGUUCUCUCUGUGUUGCCUGGUGGGAGUUGGUGGAGGCUUGAUGAACAGGAAAAAGAGGUUGGUAUUGAUGCGCAGAAGUCAGCGUCAUCAGCAAUUUAUGUGCUUCGGCGAAUGUGGAUGAUGGUGGCGGGUGAACGAUGGAUCAUCUUUGCGGCUUCUGCUGCUCUUGUUACUGCGGCGCUCUCAGAAAUAUCAAUACCAAAUUUCUUGGCAGCAUCUAUUUUUUCUGCUCAGAGUGGAGAAAGCAUGCUAUUCUACAGAAAUGCAAAGCUUGUAAUUUUGCUGUGUAUAACUUCAGGAAUUUGCAGUGGUCUACGAGGUUGCUUUUUCAGCAUUGCAAACAUGAUUUUGGUUAAAAGAAUGAGAGAAGCUCUAUAUUCCUCUCUCCUUUUUCAGGACAUAUUCUUUUUUGAUAAAGAGGCAGUUGGUGAUUUAACUAGCAGACUUGGGGCAGAUUGUCAACAAGUAUCCCGUGUCAUCAGCGGUGAUCUAAAUAUGAUUUCUCGAAAUUUUAUUCAGGGGAUGGGCGCAUUAACAUAUCUGUUUAUCUUAUCAAGACCUCUAGCAUUGUCCACUUUGUUAAUAUGCUCUACCCUAUCAACGAUAAUGCUCUUUUAUGGCCGGUAUCAGAAAAGAGCAGCGAGGUUAACUCAGGAGUUCACUGCUUGUGCUAAUGAAGUUGCACAAGAGACGCUAUCUUUGGUGAGGACUGUUCGAGUCUAUGGAACAGAAAAACAAGAAUUUGGAAGGUAUCAGGAAUGGCUUGUGAAGUUGGCGAAUAUAGGUACCAGACAAAGUUUUGCAUAUGGUUUUUGGAGUAUGGCCUUUAAUUUUAUCUAUCAUUCCACCCAGGUGGUUGCUGUGCUGAUCGGUGGAAUCAAUAUUAUGUCUGGUCAUCUUACAGCAGAGCAACUUACGAAAUUUCUUUUAUAUUCUGAGUGGUUAAUUUACUCGACAUUCUGGGUAGGGGACAAUUGGUCAUCACUAAUGCAGUCAAUUGGAGCAAGUGAAAAAGUCUUUAAUUUGAUAGAUCUCUUGCCUAGCAACCAAUUCUCAGAGGAAGAGGACAUGAUGCUUAUCUUAUCAUGGACAAGAAAGUUCAUCGACUCCAACACACAAGGGGCAUGAACAGUUGAACUUGUUGCCUAUUUGAAAUCCAAAAGGUUAAAAGGACUAUUCUGGUGAAUGGGAAUAAGGAUCCUCCGCAACAUCACAUCACCAAUAAUAUGGGCGAGUGGAUUUAUUGGAUGUCUAACUUAACACUUAGGAGAUGAAAAAUCAUAGUCUCAGCUGGUAAAUCAUAGUCUCAGCUGAUGACAGAGAACAAGCACCUCUUGGAAUUUGUACCAACAAUUAGAGUAGAUGAUCAAUUGAAUCUAAGAAUAUAAUUGAGAUAG
This is a messenger RNA of Dioscorea cayenensis subsp. rotundata (Guinea yam), 1801 nucleotides long. RefSeq names its product ABC transporter B family member 26, chloroplastic-like. The transcript has 11 exons. Gene Ontology annotation, cellular component: membrane. The record is from RefSeq and is a predicted model, not a curated record. NCBI's taxonomy places the organism in Eukaryota, Viridiplantae, Streptophyta, Magnoliopsida, Dioscoreales, Dioscoreaceae. Gene Ontology annotation, biological process: transmembrane transport. The coding region runs from base 81 to 1532 and encodes 483 amino acids. Gene Ontology annotation, molecular function: ATP binding; ABC-type transporter activity.